This is a messenger RNA of Trachemys scripta elegans, 738 nucleotides long. Its product is annotated as C-type lectin domain family 2 member D-like. The transcript is spliced from 5 exons. Bases 24 to 725 code for a protein of 233 amino acids. The record is from RefSeq and is a predicted model, not a curated record. NCBI's taxonomy places the organism in Eukaryota, Metazoa, Chordata, Testudines, Emydidae.
AGAAUGAGACAAAAAGACAAAGGAUGUACAAUGGCCUGGGGAUCUGUAAGGAACAACAGCUGGACAUGCCUCUUAAUAGCAAUGGAGACCAGGAGCGAGGAAAGGAACCAGGUUACGGAUUCAGGAAAACUAGAACAUUUACAGUCGUCGCAGCAGUCACAGUCUUCCUCGUCCUCUCGGGUUUAAUCGCGACCACAGCUACCCUGGCAGUCAGAACCACUAGGCCGUGUUUGGAUUACGCGGACGUCCCAUCAUGUCCAGAUGGCUGGGUUGGCUACGAAAGACAGUGCUACUUCUUCUCCGAGGAUGAAAGGAAUUGGACCGCCAGCCAGAGCUACUGCUCUUCACAGGGCGCCUCCCUGGCGGGGCUUGACGGCGGCUUGGAGAUGACGUUCCUUCUGCGGUACAAAGGCAGCGUUUACCAUUGGAUAGGCCUCAGAAGGGAGCCCAGCCAGUCAUGGAAGUGGCCCAACGGCACCGAAUUUGACAACCGGUUCGAAGUAAGGGGAGGAGGAGCCUGUGCGUAUCUGAAUGAUGUAGGCGUCAGCUCGUCAAGCUGUGAGACGGAAAAGAACUGGAUCUGUGCCAAACCUGAUCGAUAUGGGAAACGAAAAGAGAAUAGUCUGGAAGGGACGAUAAACAGUGACACUCAAGGGAACAACCAGCUCCGUCUUCUUGUUGUGAGACCCCCACCCCAAUUGCUGUUGUCUAAUAAACCCUUCUAAAUUAAUAUGCAAA